This is a messenger RNA of Strongylus vulgaris, 495 nucleotides long. Lineage: Eukaryota; Metazoa; Nematoda; Chromadorea; Rhabditida; Strongylidae. The record is from the annotation of a GenBank genome assembly.
AUGUUGACAUCUACCCUAACUGCUCUAGCCGCGCUCAGCUCUGCAGCGAUCGCAGCCCCUGUACUCGACAAGAGGUUCAUCGAACAACCCGAUGAUAUGAACAAUGGCACGCUGUACUCAAUCAGUGAUUUCUCUCCUAAAGUCUUCGUUAAAACUGAUGAAUUCGAAUUGAAUUUCAAGUCCUGUGUUCAAUUCACCUACAAGCUACUGAAGCCUAAAGUUCGACUCCGUGCCUACACCUGCCUUCUCUCCGAAGGAGGUUUUUGCACCCUCGAUAAAUUCUCUUAUCCCAAGGAUCGAGAAGGAUGCGCCUAUCUACGCCCUUGGCUCUAUCCAUUAGACAGAUAUUCAUUCUACUUCGUGCUAGAACGUCGCGCACGAAAAUACAAUGACGCUAGGAAGAGAGCUCGACGAGUUUCUCGAAAGACUGGACGAUUAUCCAAUACGCCUUUUGGGCAUAUGCAACUCUAUGGGGUCGUACCAUGUGACCAAGUG